AUGGCUUUCUUCCUCGUUCCACGACCAUAUUACGAAGAGACGACAGAUCUAUGGGAGCCUGUAUACAUCAAACAUCCCAUUCACGACUGUUCUUUUCUCAUUCUAGGACGCCGCCAACAAGUCAUUGAAGACGGCACGGAGCGCCUCGGCAUUCUACACUGGUUCGUCCUAGAUGCAUGCCUUGUCAUCGCGGGUAGGGGCUUUCUCUCAUCAACACCAGACCGCUCCGGGAAGAUAUCUACCGAAGAAAAUGGCCUUCUGACUGGUUGCAAGUAUUGGUACUUUCUUGACGACCAUGAUGACGACGACCACGAUAUAUGCACGGAUUUCUCGGAAUGGACGCCAUUACCCCGAGAGGAGGUCCCAGAACGACGGCUCGUGAUAGAUCAAAACAAGAAAAGUAUACCGAACCCGCCGCAGGAGGAAUCGUUUAGCGCUAUCGGUUCUUGCAUCACACAGGAAGACCGUCUCUGCAUCCUUUCUGGUGUGAACGAGGAACUCCGUGCGGUCCAUCUGGUACCCCAGGCCUACGCGACAUGGUAUCAUAGCCACCUGGUCUUUCAGCAGUACACCUUCGAAUCACCACUCACAGCUCCCAAAGCCCGCCCUAUCGACGAUAUCUGCCAAAUCGACACCCUCGAAUCCGGUCUGCAAAAAGUCAUGAACCGCCCUUCGUUCGUCUUUGCUCCAUUCGGCACUCAAUACACUGCGUUCUUUUUCGCUGCACGGAAUGUUAGUUUGGUGGAGCGUUAUCACAUGCGGAGCGUUAGGUUGCCUGAACGUAUUGAAGGGUAUGCGCUGUUUGCUCGAUUCGCGUGGGCGAUGACGACUAUUGCGUACGCGCUACCUCCAUACAUGGUCCCUGGGAACAGGAAACGAAAGCGUUCUGACGCGUCGAAUCAAUCAGGACCUAGCCGACAGCGCAGAACCGAAGGAUAUGAUUCUACUGCUGGCGAUGACGGGACUGAAUCGAGUUCUGAGGACGACAGCGACGUUCACAACUCAUCUGAUGAUAACGACUUCUCGGAAAAUACCAGGUCUUCUGACGAUGGACUCGGACAUUUAGACCCAGAAUCAGUUCUCAAUUUUUUGAAGGAACGAGAGCUAGAGCUAACAGACCGUCAGGUUCAGCAGUUUCGUGAUGCAGAAGAUGGAACCAAACCGUUACCGGCAUUCAUAUAUGACGUACUGAACUAUUAUCCCGGAUCUAGUCGUGCUGAAGAAUUGAGAAGAUACAUUGCGGAACAUCCCACCGUCUGGGCGAUAGGAGAACCUACAACGAAGCGUCAUUAUGAGCCCAUGAUUGGAUGCUGGGUGACGAAACCGAGAAGCCCUAGAAUGUAG
Desarmillaria tabescens is the source of this 1344-nucleotide messenger RNA. RefSeq lists its product as uncharacterized. Lineage: Eukaryota; Fungi; Basidiomycota; Agaricomycetes; Agaricales; Physalacriaceae. The record is from RefSeq and is a predicted model, not a curated record. The transcript is spliced from 3 exons. The coding region runs from base 1 to 1344 and encodes 447 amino acids.